Molecule: messenger RNA, 1375 nt
Organism: Panicum hallii
Lineage: Eukaryota; Viridiplantae; Streptophyta; Magnoliopsida; Poales; Poaceae
Product: 14-3-3 protein 7-like
Exons: 7
Coding region: 109-1167 (352 amino acids)
Biological process (GO): signal transduction
Cellular component (GO): cytoplasm
Source: RefSeq, a predicted model, not a curated record
ACUGCCUGCCUGACUGGGGUGGGCGAGUCGGCAGCGAGGCGGGUCUCGCUCACGCACGGGCUCUCCACGGCGGAGUCGCGCGCGCGGGAGGGAUCGCCAGCCACGAGCAUGGCGGCGCCCGCCUCGCCGUCGCGCGAGGAACUCAUCUACACCGCCGAGCUCUCCGAGGAGGCGCAGCGCUACGACGACAUGUUGCAGGCCAUGAGUUGUGUCGCGAGGUUGGGUACAGAGCUCACACUUUUGGAGAGGGGCCUCUUCUCUAGGGCCUACCACUAUGUCAUUGAUGAGAAGUGCAAGGCAAGGCGUAUCCUUGCUUCCUUUCAGCUCCAGGAGAGGAAGAAGGGUAACCUCAAAGCCGAGAAGGCAGCUAUGGAAUUCCGCCUCAAGGUCGAGGCUGAGAUAGAAGAAGCCUGCUACCUUGUGGUCAACAUCAUUGACAAACAACUUCUCCCAGUAUCCUCAAGUUCUGCUGACAACUUGGUCUUCUACCACCAAAUGAAGGGGAACUGCUACAGGACUCUUGCUAAGGUGAAGGAUGCUGCUCUUGGUUUUAGGAAGAGGAACCGCUAUGGGACUUUUGCUGAGUUGAAGAAUAGGGCUGAAAGGCUCGAAGUAUCCGAACAAUCAUUGAAAGCUUACAAUCUUGCAAGGGAAGUAGCAACGGGAAACCUAUGUCCAACAAAUCCCAUUCGGUUGGCUCUGGUUCUAAAUGUUUCUGGUUUCUUUUACCAUCUCCUGCGCUCACCUGAGAGGGCUUACCAAAUUGCAAAACAAGCUCUUGGUGAUGCUGAAUCAGAGCUCGAAUCAGUUGGCGGAGACUCAAAGGCUGCAAGCAUGCAUACCAAAGAUUUCAUGGGUCUUUUGAGGGACAGACUCGCGCUCUGGAAUUCUGAAAAGGAAAAUGGUAAUGAUGAAGGGAUCGGAAUUGGGCAUAAGGAUGCAGAAGACACUACUGAAUCAUCCAAGGCAGACGAGCAGCAGUCAGAUGGCCGUGUGAUGGGUCAUGAAGAAAAGCUCAAAGAGGCUGAGCAGCUACCGGAGAUUAGUGAUGAAGACGAUGAUAUGUACCGGAUGGCACGUUGCACGUCAGGAAAGAACAUGACUAGAACCCAGAGGCUGAUUUGGUGUGCCUUGGACAGGUGCACGACCAAAAAAGUGCCUAAAUGAGUAAGUUGCAUGUCAGGAUGCUAAGCAAUUUUGCCUCACCUAGCUACCGUAGUUUGCCAUGACCCCAUGCAUAUACCAGAGUUGAGAGAUAGCUGACUCUCGUCCCAGCUGACAGAGUUUGAUGCACACACACUAUAUGCUAGCCGUUACAUACAUGUGGUGUACGCGUCAGUGAUGCGUACGAGGAAGAAAGGCAGGCUAAUAUUCG